This is a messenger RNA of Prunus armeniaca (apricot), 243 nucleotides long. NCBI's taxonomy places the organism in Eukaryota, Viridiplantae, Streptophyta, Magnoliopsida, Rosales, Rosaceae. The record is from the annotation of a GenBank genome assembly.
AUGGAGCUAAAACAUCAAGAGAACGAGAUGGCAAUUCGAGCAGAAUAUGUAAAAGAAAGGGAGUAUUUGCGCAAAGAACACAUUGACAAGAAGGAUCGGGAAACUAUGGUCAUGGAUACAAGCCAUAUGUCCCCUGAAACAAAACAAUUUUGGAAGCUAGAACAAAGGGAUGUUAUGAGAAGAAGACUUUUCCGUGAUGAUGGACCUAGCAACACGGAUUGGUUAAAUGAUCAAAACCAUUAA